Molecule: messenger RNA, 2321 nt
Organism: Cajanus cajan (pigeon pea)
Lineage: Eukaryota; Viridiplantae; Streptophyta; Magnoliopsida; Fabales; Fabaceae
Product: ABC transporter G family member 1
Cellular component (GO): membrane
Molecular function (GO): ATP binding; ABC-type transporter activity; ATP hydrolysis activity
Source: RefSeq, a predicted model, not a curated record
CUAUAUAUAUGGUUUGAAGUGAGAGAGAGAUCGAGUGGGAAGGGUAUAUAGUGUGAACCUUUUUAUUUUCUUAUUGUGAAAUGGCUACCCUUGUUUCAAAUAAUUCAGCUUCUCCUUCUACACUGGAGAUAGAAGCAUGCAGUGAUAUUCCAAUAGGGAGGGAAAGAAGAGGAGAGGGGAACUCAGGUUGGAGUAAUGAGAGAGAAGAGAUGGGAAUAUGUUUGACAUGGAAGGAUGUGUGGGUGACUGCUUCUGUGGGAAAGAAUGGAAGCAAAUCAAUUCUUGAGGGUCUCACUGGUUAUGCCAAACCAGGCCAACUCUUGGCCAUCAUGGGUCCUUCUGGCUGUGGCAAAUCUACACUUCUUGAUGCUUUAGCAGGGAGAUUAAGUUCCAACACAAGGCAAACAGGGGAGAUCCUGAUCAAUGGGAAGAAACAAGCACUGGCUUACGGAACCUCAGCAUAUGUAACACAAGAUGAAACGUUACUGGCAACCUUAACUGUUGGAGAAACAGUGCACUAUUCAGCUCAACUCCAAUUGCCAGACACCAUGUCCAAGAAAGAGAAGAAAGAGAGAGCAGACUUCACAAUAAGAGAAAUGGGUCUUCAAGAUGCCAUUAACACAAGAAUUGGAGGGUGGGGUGUUAAAGGAAUUAGUGGGGGCCAGAAGAGGAGAGUGAGCAUAUGCAUUGAGAUUCUAACACGACCAGGACUUCUGUUCCUUGAUGAACCAACUAGUGGACUUGAUAGUGCAGCUUCCUAUUAUGUUAUGAGUGGCAUUGCUAGCCUUGACAAAAAAGAUGACAUGCACAGGACUGUUAUUGCCUCAAUCCACCAACCUAGUACUGAAGUUUUUCAACUUUUCCACAACCUUUGUCUUUUGUCUUCAGGUAGAACUGUUUACUUUGGACCUGCUUCUGCUGCAACUGAGUUUUUCGCUUCAAAUGGUUUUCCUUGUCCUACUCUCAUGAAUCCUUCUGAUCAUUUACUGAAAACCAUAAACAAGGAUUUUGAUCAGGUUAAUGAGUUGAAUUCAGGAGGGGCUGAAACAAUACCCACUGAAGAAGUAAUUCGGAUCCUUGUAAAUUCAUACAAGUCAUCCGAAAUGAACCAAGAAAUUCAGAAAGAAGUGGAAGUACUAUCUGAAAAGGACACCACUGCAACAAAUACGAAGAGAAAACAUGCUGGCUUCCUUAAUCAGUGUUUUCUUCUUACCAAAAGAUCAUCCAUUAACAUGUAUCGUGAUCUAGGCUAUUACUGGUUACGCCUUGCCAUAUAUGUUGCAUUGGCUAUAAGUUUAGCUACCACUUUCUAUGAUUUGGAUAAAAAUUAUCAGUCAAUUCAGGAUAGAGGCUCAUUUCUUAUGUUUGUAUCUUCAUUCAUGACUUUCAUGACCAUAGGUGGAUUCCCCUCCUUUGUAGAGGACAUGAAGGUGUUUGAACGUGAAAGACUAAAUGGACAUUAUAGUGUCACUGCAUUUGUAAUUGGGAACACCUUGUCAGCUAUCCCAUACUUGAUGUUGGUUUCAAUCGUUCCUGGAGCUAUAGCCUAUUACCUCCCUGGUCUUCAGAAAGGCUUUGAGCACUUCGUAUACUUCAUUUGUGUUCUCUUUUCUUGUCUAAUGUUAGUAGAGAGCCUAAUGAUGAUAGUUGCCAGCAUUGUCCCCAACUUUCUAAUGGGGAUCAUAACCGGUGCUGGAAUUCAAGGAAUCAUGAUGCUAGGUGGUGGCUUCUUCAGGUUGCCAAAGGAUCUUCCUGGUCCAUUUUGGAGAUAUCCAAUGUUUUAUGUUGCCUUCCAUAGAUAUGCCUACCAAGGAAUGUUCAAAAACGAGUUUGAAGGACUAAGAUUUACUACAAAAGAUGGUGGCUCCUACAUCACUGGUGAAAAGAUUCUGAGAGAUACAUGGCAAGUAAAUAUGAGUUACUCGAAGUGGGUCGAUCUUGGAAUCCUACUAGGGAUGAUUAUUCUGUAUAGAGUUAUCUUUUUGGUUAACAUCAAAACUACUGAGAAGCUAAAGCCCAUCAUUGUAUCGUUCAUGUCAUCAUCAGGGGCUACCAAGCGAAAAAUGCAAAUCAUGCAGAAUCCCAAUGCCACUCCUUUACAACAAGUUCAAGUUGUAUAGAAUUGAAGAAUCGGGUUCAAGUGUACGUGGGGACGAAAAAUCAUUUUCACAUUCGUAUAGAUGUGAAGAUCAAGAGAUAUGUAAUGUAAUAUAGUCUAUGCACUCUACGAAACCAAAGAAUAUCUCCAUUUGUAUCUUCGUUUAUAUAUGUAAGGAUUAUAUAUAUUUAAGCCUAUCAACUUUUGACCAUUUUUGUUUUUA